CCAUUGUUAGUUUGAGUCAUGCGCAGAAGCUAUCACACGUUUUCGUGACAUUUGUAAAUAUCGAAAUUCCAUCCAAGAAAAGGCUAUGACAAUGUUUAGAACGUUUACAUGCACUAUUGUUUACUUGAUCUCCUGAUAAACACAAACAAGAAGAAUUUUGUAUAAGAUGGCACACUCAAAUCGACAAAAAAGUCCAACUAAAGUGCAUAAAUUUGGAAGCAACUCUAUCCUUGAUCAUUCUGAAAAUGACAAAAUUUUUCAAGUGCUCCAGGAAAUGUUUCAUGGGAAAGUUGAACCAGAGGUCGUGCACAUGAUUUUAACAGAAAUGGAUUGGAAAGUGGAUAAAGCUAUAGAUACUUUACUGACAUUUUGUGGAGAAGGUGGCAACAUUGACAGAAAAAAGAGCAGACUUCACAAAAUGGCUCAAGAAAUACUGUGUAAAAACAAUGACGAAUCUACAGAUGUCAGAUCUGCUUUACAACAAUGUGAAGCAAGGCAUGAGUUAGCAAGUCCAAAAAGUCAUGUGACUUUACCUCCUAAGUCACAUGAUGAAGACAUGCCACCCUUAAGUAAAUCAACAGUCUUAAGUGACCAUGCUAUAGCAUCUAACAGUGCUUCAUCAACAGUUGGCCUAGAACGUCGCAGAGUUCCUCAGGCAUCUUCUAGUCCACUUCAACAAAUCCGAAGUGUAAUGGCUUCAACAUAUGGAAGAACACAAGAGGUGAAGGACAAAGGACAUACUGAAGAACCACCAACUAUUAAUCCUUUAUCUGUAGAUGAUGAUAUCCACACAGAUAGUAAUCUCAUAUCUCAGUCUAUUUUGUCAGGAGCAUUACAUUUGUCUGGUACUGAAGGUUUGUCAGAACUGUAUAAUCCAUUCUCAGAUGCUACAGUAAAGGAAUCAGACUUAUAUCAGGAUAGCUACCAAGCUUACAUGGACAAUUACUGGCCAGAUAUCACAGCUAAAUUUGGAAUCAAACCAACUAAAGACAUGGCUCAAAAUAAAGAAAUGAAUCAUCAGUCUCAGAGGGAUGCAACAAAUAUAUUCCCUGGAAUGUACACAGAAAGUGAUGACAAGAAGAAAAGCGUCGUUUCUCAAUCUAAUGGGGUCCAAAGUAGUUCUGAUGAAAAAGAGUCAGAUAAGAUAUUAAAGGAGAAGGUCAAAGGUGAAGCAAACUUCCCCAGGACUGGAAUAGGUAGUAACAACAUAUCUAUGUUGGUUAGAUUAGGUUUAGCAGAGAAAAAUGAAAGAGGACAGUUAAAAAAUCUUCAAAAAGACCCAGAAGAGGACUUAGAUUUGAAUUUUAAUAUGGAGACUUUUGACUUGGAAAAUGAUGACAGCUCCAGUGAUGGAUCUAUUCUAUCACAGAGUGGUUCUGCAGAAACUAUAGCAGCUGAACUGAAGAAUAUGCUGGGAAUAUCUAAAGAGGAAAAGAAAGAGCCUUCAAUGUUAGAAUCAGCUGCCAGAGAGUUAGAGAGAUUGAAUGCUUUAUCUCCUAAUGCUAAAGAAUUUAUUCCUAGAUCUACAAAUGUACAAAGUAAUACCAUAGAUUCAAAGCCAUUUGAUGCUUUUCCUAAAUUUCUAACUCCUAAGGCAGCUUUACCUACUCAGCAGAGAACUCUUCCUCCUUACGCAAUGUUCCCACCCCAGCAGCAAGGGCAACACCCACAGAUAAGGCCUGUUCCCAUGUUCCCUGUACCACGACACAUUCCCUUUAAUCCACAAAUACCCAUUGUACCAGUGACUUUAGUUGGUGUUCGUAAUAUGCCACCACAACCACCGCCACCAAUGAACAUUAUGCCACAGACAAGCCAAGUUGGACCGAUAAUACAAACAACAAACAUGAUGCACCGACCAUCAACUCUAAUGCCUCCUCCUGGCCUGGUACCAAUAUCUUCACCUACACGGAACAUGUUACACCAUCCAAUGUCAUCCCCAUCACCACCUAUUUUACCGUAUGCCUCUGCUUUCCCUUCACCUACUGCUCAACAACUCGCUAAUGAAGCACAACAGUAUGCUACAAUAGCUGCUCAGCAGAUGACCAAGAAGGUUCAGGCUCAAAGUAAGGAAUCCUCUCCGUCUCCACCAGAGAGGUCACUAGAUCUCGGGUCACAGAAGGUCAAGGACAAGAUCAUAAGUGGUGUUAGAGUUUUCAUUAUCUUGAGAGGUUUACCUGGCAGUGGGAAGUCAACACUGGCAAGGGAGCUGAAAGAAAAUGGAGAAAUAUUUUCUGCAGAUGAUUAUUUUAUGAAUAGAGAUGUGUAUUGUUAUGAUCAGAGGAAAUUAACAGAUGCUCAUGAUCACUGUAGGAGAAGAGCACUUGAAGCUGUAAGGAAGAAUGUAUCACCUGUCAUUAUAGACAAUACCAAUACACAAGUCUGGGAAAUGUGUCCAUAUGUUGAUAUUGCCAAGUCUGUGACUCCUGAAUAUGAGAUAGACAUCCUGGAACCAUCAACACCCUGGAGAUUCAAAGCAAGACAAUGUGCAGAGAAAUCUGAUCAUGCUGUGCCGUAUGAGAGCAUCAAGAGAAUGUUAGAUAGAUACCAAAGAAAUGUUACCGUAGAUAUGCUAAUUAAUACUAAAAGUAGGUCUAGACCAGUGACCAUAUUACCACAAAACAAUAUUCAGGAAACAGAAACAAAAAAGGUCAAGAACUCAUCAGCUGAAACAAAAAAUAAUUCUGCAUCAUAUAAUGUGGAUGAUAAUGAAGAUAUAUGGCAGGAUGUUGGGUCAUUUAAAUGGAAGAACUAUUAUCAGCCUUUGAUGAAUGAACAGGAAGAGGAAAAAGAAGAAAAUGAAGAUUUGAAAGAUGAAGAAUUUCCAGCUUUGAAAAGUAAUGACAAAAGGAAGACACAAGUGGAGAACAAAUCAUCUAAACAUACUGAACGGAAAGAUAAAAAAAGGCUAGAAACCAAAGAGAAUAUGUCACAAGAAGAUGAAGCAGGAAGUAAAAAUGGAAAUGCAGUUAUGGUAGACAACUCCAAUGUUACUGAUAAGAUUGAUGAGCAUGCUGUUGCUUCAACAGUAUCAAUGUCCAGUGAAAAACUGGUAAAGAACAAUAUGCUUCCUUUCUCUACUGGUCUAGGGUUUCAGAUGAAGAAACACAAAGGGUUAUCAACAGCGAGCUUACAGAAACAGAUAGAACUCAUUUCUCAGCAAAAACUUCUGGUAUCAGAAAAAACAUGUGCUUCACCUGUCACAGUACAACCAGAACAAAGUGAAAAUACACUAAUUGAAAACAGAAGCUCAAGAACCCCAAGUUUUGAAAAAGGCAGAUCAGAGGACAAAGAAUUCAGUGAUGAAAUCCAUGAACUUGUUGAUAGUUUGAUGUCAGAGCAUGUAGAGGAUAAAACAAUUAGUGAUCUCAGUAAAGUACAGGAUGAGUUGAAGGCUUAUCUACAUAUAAUGCCUAUUGAUGAACAACAAAGACAAGAUGCUGAAUGUCUUAUAGACCAGAAACUUAGUAUGUUUCUACACCAUGAUAAAACACCAGACUCAGACAUACAACAUGUGCAGGAACCUAUUAAUUUGGUCCAAACAAUUGACGAUGAAAAAGUACCUCAGGAUACCAACCUUCCAAAUAUGUCCUCAGCAACUGACAUUGUUGAUGGAAGGUUUAACAUUGAGUCUAAUUUUCCCUUAGAAUUAAAUAAUGUUGAAGAUAAUCAAAAUAGAACAAUUUCUGUCACUGAUGAAGACCAAACUAUUGGCAGUAUAGAAUUGAGUUUAGAGAAAGUUUUUGAUGUGAUUGAUGAAAAACCUGAGAGAAAGAGUGAAAAUUUAAAUGAAUCUGAAGGAGUUGAUUUAAAUGUCAACAAAAGUGGAACAGUUGUAGAAAAGGAUAUCUGGUCAACUGAUCAGCUUAAAGGUCUAGGUCAUGAUAAAAAUUUGGACAACAAAGGGAAAACAGAGCAGUCAGAUGAGGCUCAGGGAAGUUGUAAUCAAAAAGAGUUGGAAAUGAAAAAUAUUGAGAAAGAAUAUUGUGAUAGUAAGGGCAGUGUGAAUAGCCCCAAUAGUAGUUUACAAUAUGGUCUCAAUUCUAAAAACAAUCCAGUCAAAUUAGAAGAAAAAUGUGAAAAUCAAAAUGAUGCUGUAACUGAACAAUUAAAUGAUUUAUCUGAUGAUCGUUUGGGUGAAAAAUUUUGGGAUGUAGACAGUGAUGGAGAAAAAGAUACAGAAAAAAAAUAUUGGAAGAAUGAGAAACCAUCUGAAGAGCAAGAUCAACAUGAUCAACAAGUAAAGAGUUCUAAUAAUUCUGAUUCACAAGUUAAGAGUUCUAAUGAGUCAGACACACAACUAAAGAGUUUAGAUAAAUCAGAUUCACUAUUAAAGAGUUCCGAAAACAAAAGUAAAGAGAGUAAAUUUGAAAAAGAGGGUAGUCCAAGUGUAUGGGAAGAACCAAAGUCUAAACGUCAGAGGAAGAGAAACAACAGAGAUAGAAAUAAGCAAAAAGAUAACGUUAAUAGUAAUGAAAAUGAAGUAUUAAAUGAAGCAAUACAAAGCAAACUGAAUAAAGAACCUGAAUCUGAAAUAUCAUCUAAAGCAAGUGUGAAAAAUAAUGCAGAUCAACAAACAGAACUUUCCUCCAAAGAGACAGUAAAAUCAAGUGAAAAUCAGCAAAAAUCUAAAACUCGCAAAAACAAAUUGUCUAAAACAUCUGGCCAGAUAAAAGAAGCAGUGUUAUUAAAGAAAUCUUCACAGUUGAAACUAGUGCCUUCAACAAAAAUCUGUGAUGAACAUACUAAUUCCCCAGACCAAUCAGAUUCUUCCUCAGCUAAUCAAAAUUCAUCCUCCAAGUCAAACUCAUCUAAAACCCAUGACAAUCAUCAUUCUACUAAUUCUCCAGAAAAAAUUAAACAUAAGGCAGCUAUUGAUCUCAAAGAUACUGAUUCAAAGUCAGUAGGUAGAAAACAGAAAAAAAAUCAGAAACGAAAUCAGUCGGCUGAUACAGUUGAAAAUGAGAAGUCGGAUGAAAAAGCUAAUCUAAAACCAUCUUUAUGUUUGUCUGAUGCUUUAAGUGUUGACAAGCCUUCAUUUCUAGUCCAGCAUUUUAAUGAUAGAUUGGAUGGUGAAUGUUUAGUAUUAAAUACUACAUCAUUAUUAUCCUUAAAGAAGGGAAAAGUAGAGCUUACAAUUGAUAGUCAUAUGGUACAGAGUAGAUUAGAGGAUGACAACUUUAAACAAAAACUGCAAAGUCGGGAAAAUAAGAUGGAUUUAUCAAUGACUGUAGACAAACUAAAAGAUAAUAAUUCUGAUGUUAAUAAUACGGCCAAGCACAAGUUUAUUAUUAAAGAAAAUUUAAACCCCGAAUUAUCAAAUGCUCAACCAGAUAUUGUUAAGAUAGAUAGUAAAAACAAACUUGAGAAAAAUCCAAGCACUGAUGUAUGUAGAAACAAUGUUGAAAAACCUGGUAAGAAGGAUAGUCAGCCAACUGUAUCGUUAGCUGAUCACAAUGAGGGCAAUGAUGAGUGUAGCAGGAAUGUUGUAGAGAAAGUCCACAAUAAUGAUUUACAUAAAAAAGAUAAAAAUGCUGAAUUAGUUGCUUCAACAGAUACUGAAGUUAUUGUCAUGGAAGUAAAUCAACAAAUAAAAAGUAGAGAAGGAAAUGAUAAUUCACUGAGGCAUGAUAUAGCAAAGGUAAAUACUGAAGAAUUGGAUAAACAACAAGACGUUGGUGAACUGUAUUCUGGGAAACCAGAAGAAACUGCAAUUACACAAACUCCCGUGUCUCAGGAUACAGGUGAAAGUGAUGAAAAAUCUGGGGCCAAAAAGAAAAAGAAAACAAGCAACAAGAGAAAAAUGGCAGCUAAAUUUCCUGAUAAAUUUCUUGAUGAUUCCGUCAAAGAAGCAUUUCUUAAGAAUGAUUGGGCUACGCAAAUGCCGAAACUUGAAGGAUCGGCACCUAUUAGUACUUUUGAUCCAGAAACAAAACCUUGUAUACGCAAAAUGGAUGCAUCAACAUCAAUUACAUCUGUUGACACUAAAGUUCUUAAUUUGAUAAACACUGGUAAUAUGCACAUUUUACAGAAAAUUGAUUAUCCUUAUCAAAUCUGUAUUGGGCGGGAAUUAUCCAUCAUGAAAGGCACUACUGACGCAGAUGGCUCUAUAGAAAGAGGUAUCCCUGAAAUUUUACACCAGGAAAAAAGUACAAUGACAGACAGUAUGUGUGUUGUUGGUCUGGAAUUUCUUCAAAGUAGUUUUCCGUCCAUACCUGAGAAAGAAUUAAAGGACAUAUUAGAAAAGUGUGAUGGUGAUGUGGAAUGGGCCAUGAAUCUAUUACUGGACUGGAAAUACAACCUCAAUCUCUCUGAGGAAGACAGUGAUAAGUUUGUUGAUUGUAUGUUUAAAGCUCAACACAUUCCUAAAUCACCCAUCCUUCAUUCAUCACUCAGACAGAAAUCCAUGAAAAGUGUUGUCUCCCCUAAAACAUUGAUGGAUAUGUGUAACGAUAUCAUCGUGAAGGAACAUAACAUAGACAGAUUAGAGAUUGAGCAACAGCUGAUAAUGAGUAGUGAAAAGAGACUGACAUCUCUGGAGAAACAGCUGUCCAUUCAAGCUAAACAGUACAGUUUUAGUUCAUUUGGUGAUGAAGUUAUCGAGGAAGAUUCUGAAUUUACAGAUGCUCUGUUAAAGGAAUUGAUAAAUUCUGCUGAUAAUAAAAGUUUGAGUAGUGACAGUCGCGAGAGCAGUCAUGUUAGUCUGUCAGAUGAACCAGUCCAAGUCUACAGUGGAGGUCUUGAUACAAAUGAUGCUAAUGAAUUCUGGAAUGUUGACUUCGACCCUGAUGCUAAGAAAAAAGGUCAAAACAAAGAAUCGGAAAAUGUUAAUUUUGAUUUGGAUGUUGGAGGGAUUGAUAUAGAGGAUGAGGAGGGUGUGACAGAGUCGCCAGUGAUGAUAACCAGACCUGAUUAUAGUCGGAUAGACAGAGAUAGAACAGAUUCAUUUGGGGAACCAACUGUUUUACUGCCGCUGAAGAAAGAAUUUACCAAAGCAUUAUUUAGUCUUUUUGGACCAGUUGAUGGUCUUGAUACAGAUAAAGAUGAUGACCUGACUAUCCCAGUAACACUUGAUGUGGCUAAGUUAAUGUAUACAUGUAUAAAGACAGCAUCACGUAAAGGACAGGUCAGAGUUCAUUCAGAUCAACAGUUAAUGGAAGAUGAAGCUUAUGCCAGACAGUUACAGGCAGAGGAGGAUAGUGAAAUAAAUCACCAUGACAACAGACUGACUGGUCCAGUCAACUCAACACCACAAAGCUUCAGUAAACCACCUCCACCAGUGAUAGGAUUCAGUAUAGACAGGGGACUUAACUUGUCAUCACCAAGACCCAAAGUUGUCUCCCUUGUAGAAAUAAUGGAUGAAGAACAAGCUAAAGAAAUAGAAAAGAGAGAACUUGACAGUGAUUCAGAACAGGUAGAAACUCUACAACAGUCAGGAUCAUAUUCUGCCUUGUCGACACGGAUAAAACAACAGAAGCUGUAUGAUGUGUUCCCAGGGAUAGAUACCACUGUGUUAGAUGAUAUAUUUCAGGCUAACUGCUAUAUUUUAGAAGAUACCAUUAAGGCUGUACAGGGCUCCCUGGCGUGCAAUGCUGGAACCCCAAAGACUGUAAUGUCAAAGGAAGCAGAGGAGAACUAUGAGAAACAUUUAAUAGAGGCAGCUAAACAACAAAGUUUGCAAGAGAUGCUUGAUUCUUGCUUGCAUGUGGUACAUGUACCAAAGGUCAUCAAGGAUGCACAAAUUGUCAGACCUUCAGUGGAUUACGAAGAGUUCCGAGGGGAGGCUAACCUUCAUUACAGACUCAGACAUGAAUGUUUCCAGAAAGCACAAGAGGCCCACAGGAGGGGAAUGAGACAAGUUGCUUCAUUUUAUUCAAAUCAGGGACAUCUCCAUACACAGAAGAUAAAAGAUGCUAAUAUGAGAGCAUCAGAACAGAUCUUAUCUACUAGAAUUGAUUUGUUAGAGAAGAAUUCCACCCUUGACUUACAUGGUUUACAUGUAGAUGAAGCUGUGGCAGCUAUGGAAAGAAUACUACCAAAUAAACAGUUUGAAUUACAGAGUAAUCCAUUGAGACAGAAACAGUAUCUAAUAAUAGUAACAGGAAAAGGAAUGCACAGUAGAGGGGGCGUCUCAAAACUCAAACCUGCUGUGAUGAAUUAUCUAAGACGUAAUGAGUACAGAUUUUCUGAAAUCCAUGAAGGUGCCUUACGAGUUAGCUUAAAGCAUAGAAAUAAUACAUAGUUGUGAAUUUUUGUAUGUAAUUUCAAAUUUUUUUUGCGUUGAUUGUUGUAGCUUCUGGAUAACUAUGUAUUGUGAAGUUAUAUUGUUUAUAGUAAAGUGCUGUCUAUGUUAUAAAUAUUGACCAUUGUUAAGUUUUAUAUUACUCAAAAUAUUGGUAGCUGAAUCAUUGUACGAUAAUUGUUUCCUUUUGUGAUUAAAAGCAAUAUCUAACAUGCGGAAGGCAAUAGAAAUGUUGCAGUAUUACUAGGA
Mytilus trossulus (common blue mussel) is the source of this 8488-nucleotide messenger RNA. RefSeq lists its product as uncharacterized. The record is from RefSeq and is a predicted model, not a curated record. The coding region runs from base 167 to 8239 and encodes 2690 amino acids. Lineage: Eukaryota; Metazoa; Mollusca; Bivalvia; Mytilida; Mytilidae. The transcript has 18 exons. Gene Ontology annotation, molecular function: endonuclease activity; ubiquitin binding. Gene Ontology annotation, cellular component: nucleus.